Tupaia belangeri chinensis (Chinese tree shrew) is the source of this 1948-nucleotide messenger RNA. It is a transcript of the gene ITK, whose product is annotated as IL2 inducible T cell kinase. Gene Ontology annotation, biological process: intracellular signal transduction; protein phosphorylation. Gene Ontology annotation, molecular function: non-membrane spanning protein tyrosine kinase activity; ATP binding; protein binding. The record is from RefSeq and is a predicted model, not a curated record. The transcript is spliced from 17 exons. Lineage: Eukaryota; Metazoa; Chordata; Mammalia; Scandentia; Tupaiidae. The annotation marks the transcript as partial.
UGGGGGCAAGUUGCCUUUGAGCUACUCUCUGAAGAUCAACUGCCUCCCUCUUACAGUCCUUGCCCUGAAGCAGUUCCCUCUGGCUGUGCUAAGGGGUGAUGCCCAAAGCACAUCACUUUUCAAGAAUUAGAUCAUGAACAACUUUAUCCUCCUGGAAGAACAGCUAAUAAAGAAAUCCCAGCAAAAGAGAAGAACCUCUCCCUCAAACUUUAAAGUCCGCUUCUUCGUUUUAACCAAAACCAGCCUGGCAUACUUUGAGAAUCGUCAUGGGAAAAAGCGAACAUUGAAGGGCUCUAUUGAACUCUCCAGAAUCAAAUGUGUUGAGAUCGUGAAAAGUGACAUCAGCAUCCCAUGCCACUAUAAAUAUCCAUUUCAGGUCGUGCAUGACAACUACCUCCUCUAUGUGUUUGCUCCAGACCGCGAGAGCCGGCAGCGCUGGGUGCUGGCCCUUAAGGAAGAAACAAGGAAUAAUAACAGUUUGGUGCCAACUUAUCACCCCAACUUCUGGAUGGAUGGGAGGUGGAGGUGCUGUUCUCAACUGGAGAAACUUGCAACGGGCUGUGCCCAGUAUGAUCCAACCAAGAAUGCUUCAAAGAAGCCUCUUCCUCCUACUCCUGAAGACAACAGGCGAUCACUUCGGGAAGCUGAAGAAAGCCUGGUCAUUGCCCUGUAUGACUACGAAACAAACGAUCCUCAGGAACUUGCGCUACAGUGCAAUGAAGAAUACUACCUGCUGGACAGUUCUGAGAUUCACUGGUGGAGGGUUCAAGACAGGAAUGGGCAUGAAGGCUAUGUACCAAGCAGUUAUCUGGUGGUAAAAUCUCCAAAUAACCUGGAAACCUAUGAGUGGUACAAUAAGAGCAUCAGCCGAGACAAAGCUGAAAAACUUCUUCUGGACACUGGCAAAGAAGGAGCCUUCAUGGUCCGAGAUUCCAGGACUCCAGGAACAUACACCGUGUCUGUUUUCACCAAGGCCAUCGUAAGUGAGAACAACCCCUGUAUAAAGCACUAUCACAUCAAGGAAACCAAUGACAAUCCCAAGCGGUACUAUGUGGCUGAGAAGUAUGUGUUCGAUUCCAUCCCCCUUCUCAUCAAUUACCACCAACACAAUGGAGGAGGCCUGGUCACUCGACUCCGGCAUCCAGUUUGUUCCCUGAGGCAGAAAGCCCCCGUCACAGCAGGGCUAAGAUACGGGAAAUGGGUGAUCCAUCCCUCAGAGCUCACUUUUGUGCAGGAAAUUGGCAGUGGGCAGUUUGGAUUGGUGCAUCUUGGCUACUGGCUCAACAAGGACAAGGUGGCCAUCAAAACCAUCCAGGAAGGGGCCAUGUCAGAAGAAGACUUCAUAGAGGAAGCGGAAGUCAUGAUGAAACUCUCUCAUCCCAAAUUGGUUCAGUUGUACGGGGUGUGCCUGGAGCAGGCGCCCAUCUGCCUGGUGUUUGAGUUCAUGGAGCACGGCUGCCUGUCGGACUACCUGCGCAGCCAGCGGGGACUUUUUGCCGCAGAGACCCUCCUGGGCAUGUGUCUGGAUGUGUGUGAAGGCAUGGCCUACCUGGAAAAGGCUUGUGUCAUCCACAGAGACCUGGCUGCCCGAAAUUGUUUGGUGGGAGAGAACCAAGUCAUCAAGGUGUCUGACUUCGGGAUGACCAGGUUUGUCCUUGAUGAUCAAUACACCAGUUCUACAGGCACCAAAUUCCCGGUGAAGUGGGCUUCCCCAGAAGUGUUCUCCUUCAGUCGCUAUAGCAGCAAGUCAGAUGUGUGGUCAUUUGGUGUGCUGAUGUGGGAAGUCUUCAGUGAAGGCAAAAUCCCAUAUGAGAACCGAAGCAACUCGGAAGUGGUGGAAGACAUCAGCACCGGAUUUCGGUUGUACAAGCCCCGACUGGCCUCUUCUCAGAUCUACCAGAUCAUGAAUCAUUGCUGGAAAGAGAGACCAGAAGAUCGGCCACCCUUC